UGAUAAAAUAAAUCGAUAUAAACAUUUUUUAAAUUUAAAAAAAAGCUUGAUCAUAGUCACAAAAGGAAAAUAAAAGAAUGUUGAAAAUCGAUACAGGGCUAGAAAUCAUUCUGAUAUUCUUAACAAUUUCUCCAGUUUCGGGAUAUAACUGUAAUGAACCAACUGGUAGUGAUUGCUCCUGGUACAAAGAUUGUUUGGAAAAUAUAAAUACUUGUGGAACUCAAGGUUAUGCAUUAAACUAUGCUUUAAGUUACUGUAAUAAAUACGAAAAAAAUUUUAAUAAAUUUUCAUCAGAAGGACAGAAAUGGAUAGCUGCAGUGAAAAAGUGCCUUCAAUUAAAACUUGCUUCUUUAUUAAAAAGCAAAGUUAACGAAAAACUCAGCUGCGCUUUUAUAAAGCAAUUUGCUUUUGAUUCACAUUUACCGUGUUACGUAGAUCCAACAGGUUCUAGAACGUAUUCAUUCUGUAGCUUAAGCAUAAAAGAUAAAUAUGAGGUAGUUAACACCAUUAAAGGAGCUUUUUUAUCUGAAUUUGUGGCAAGUGUUAAAGGAGGGCGAGAUUUAAUGAACAAAUGUUGGUUCAACAUUAAACAAAUUUAAUAAUGUUGUAUUUGUAAAUUAUCUUAAGUAAUGGUAAUAUAAUUUUUUUCA
Messenger RNA from Hydra vulgaris (swiftwater hydra), 650 nucleotides. RefSeq lists its product as uncharacterized. Gene Ontology annotation, biological process: intracellular calcium ion homeostasis. Lineage: Eukaryota; Metazoa; Cnidaria; Hydrozoa; Anthoathecata; Hydridae. Gene Ontology annotation, cellular component: extracellular region. Gene Ontology annotation, molecular function: hormone activity. The record is from RefSeq and is a predicted model, not a curated record.